AUGACUUUCUCGAUUUUCAAUCCAACAGAGCUCGAGCUAAGCCUUCAACUGAGCUACUUGAAGACAAGUGACACCCAGGGAUCCACUUUGGAUGCUGGAAGCAUCACUGCAGAUUUUCAAGAGAGUUACUUGGAAAAGUCCCAAGAGUUUGCGAAUGAGUCGUUGGUGGAAAGCGACGAUGGGGACACGGACGAGUCGUUUACAAGCCCAAUGAAAUCAGAAGUCGUGAGAGAAGAGUCGAGAGCGAUGGACCCAGUACCAGAAGAAGGGCAGCAGCAGCAGCAGAGUCAUCAAAUCUCAGCGACCUUUGUGAAAUCGUACGUAUCACUAAUCAGCUCGUCGGGAACCUACAAACAAAGUCCCGUGUCACCUUCGAGGAUUGAGGAACGCCUCUUCUCAUUGGACGGGAUCUUCAAAAACAAGACGUUCCUGCAAAGUGACGAAGGUCCAGUCAGCUCUGACAUUGCAAGCCCCAGCGCAAAAGUGCAACUGUUCAAGUCCGACCAGGAUGCGAGAGAUCAAAAACACCGAGCUCCCAGCGAGAAGUCACAUCGCGUGCCCAACAUGGCACUCUACAACCUACAGCCCUCCAUGAAUAUCGGGCUGUCAGUCAACGACGCGGGGCAGAACCUCCCGCUCUUGCGAGCCAUUCAGCACCUCAACGAGCUCAAGAGAUCCAACGACGGUCAGCCCGUUGGGUCGGGCAGCUGGGCAAAGUACAACUACUCGAGUCACCGGGAUCGAAACCUGCUCCACCCAGUCAUGCCAGUCCCUCAAGUGGCGUACAGAAUCCAAGGCCCGGCGAAUGGGAAGUUCUACCUUCCAGAGAUCGGGGUCGUGCUCGAGAGGUCGGCGAUCGGGGAGUUCAUCAUAUCCGGAGUUGUUGCCGGAGGGCCAGCUAGCUUGCAAGGGGUUCUCAAGUCUGGUGAUAUCAUCUGCGCUAUCGAGCGACAGAUGCUCCAGGUGUUCUUCACUAUGAUGGAUAUCCGAGACAUGAUCAACUCCAUCCCCGGAUACCUCGUCCAGAUCGUGUUUGCAAGGAACGUGUUCACACCCUAUGGUAUCAUCAGGAAGCAUUUCCACACCUUUGCUCAACGGCAAGUGACAUACCGGCUCGAGUUCGCGUGA
Molecule: messenger RNA, 1128 nt
Organism: Guillardia theta CCMP2712
Lineage: Eukaryota; Cryptophyceae; Pyrenomonadales; Geminigeraceae
Exons: 3
Coding region: 1-1128 (375 amino acids)
Molecular function (GO): protein binding
Source: RefSeq, a predicted model, not a curated record